This is a messenger RNA of Aspergillus bombycis, 1557 nucleotides long. RefSeq names its product PH domain protein. The coding region runs from base 1 to 1557 and encodes 518 amino acids. The record is from RefSeq and is a predicted model, not a curated record. NCBI's taxonomy places the organism in Eukaryota, Fungi, Ascomycota, Eurotiomycetes, Eurotiales, Aspergillaceae. The transcript has 4 exons.
AUGUCUACUCCAACCAGUCCCGUGGAGCAGAAGCUCCCUCAUCGGUCGUCAACCCUCACGAGUUCCAUUGCUCCGGACCGCCGAGCCUCCAUGAGCGAUGAUGAGGCCAUUCCGGAUUCUGAUAGCAGCGAGACUACAAACCUACUUAACGAGCGUUUGCGCGCUUUGAAGCAUAUGUGUGGUUACCUGGAGGACUAUGUUACUGUGACUUCGAAGGUACAGAAGUCGCAAUCGAAGGACUAUGAGAAAGUCCUCAAGACUGUCAGUGAACCCCUAAAGGAAGGCCACCACUUUUCCCAAAACACCGGCGGAGUGGCUUCUAUGUUUGAGAACAUCCGCGCUAAUACUCAGGGAAUGGUGAAUAUGUACCUCGAGACGGAGAAGAAUCUGAAGGGAACUGUGUCUCCAACCUUGGAGCGUCUUCAUAAAGAGAUCAAGGCCAAGUCGAAGGAGCUUGCCAGUGGUGCUUCCAAGAGCGCAAAGGCUGUGGACAAGGCCCGAGCUGUCACCCAGAAGCAUAUUGACCUCCUUGCCCAUCAAGCCGCAUCUAUGGAUGCUGCCGCAGGAAACAAGCUUGAACAGCAUCAUGACCCUUACAUCUUGCGCCGGGGUAUCAACCAUCGUCUCAACAAGCAAAUCAUCGAGGAGAACAACAACCGCAAGGAUAUCAUUGCUGUACAGAAUAACUUCCAGCAGUUCGAGGCGCAUGUUCUGCAGACCGUUCAGGGGGCUAUGGAACAAUUCAUCCAGAUCAUGUCUGGCCAGCUCGAGAAUCAGGGUACUAUGUAUCAGGAUAUGCUGGGUUCCGCUCAGAAAAUCCCUCCUGAUUUCGAGUGGGUCAACUUCAUCACGAAGAAUGACGAUGUCCUUAUCAACCCGGAUGCGCCCCCGAGGACCCUCUCCAACAUCACCUUUCCCAACAUGGAUCACCGUGCAACCAAGGCAUUGAUCGAAGGGUCUCUGGAACGCAAGUCCCGUGCCAUGCUUAAGGGCUAUAGCUCUGGCUACUACGUUGUAACUCCCGCGCGGUACCUCCAUGAGUUCAAGGAUGACGACGACUUCCGCCGCGAUCCGGCUCCAGAGCUGUCCCUAUACCUUCCCGACUGUGUCAUUGGCGCGAUCGACGGCGUCAAGUUUAGCGUGAAAGGCAAGGAUGUCUCGGGCAGCAAGGUCGGCAACGCCUUCCACACCACCACUGAAUUGAGCUUCAAAGCGCACACCGCCAACGACGCCGAGAAAUGGUGGACCGUCAUCAAGGAUUGCACCCGUGGCCCGAUGCAUACCGCCGCCGCUGCCGCCACAUCCUCCCAGCCGGCAAGCCCUGCCGUCGCCCACCCCCCAGCUUACAGUGAGAAGGCAAAUGAGGCAACGAGCCCCGCCGAGGCUACAGCCCCCCAAAGCGCAGCCCAGGCCGCACAACCUGCGCAGCCUGCUACGAGCGAGGCAACGGCUCAAUCCCCAAUCUCUCCCCCCGCAGUGUCUCGGACCGCUAGCACGGCCAGUGGACACUUCUAUACUGCACCAGGCGGAACCGCCACUACCGGCGACAAAGCCUAA